AUAGAAACCCGUAGAUUCUUGCCAGUUUUGAGUGACCUUGCAGCAAGCAUACUUGUUGUGCAGUUCAGUUCAGUUAGUCCACUCAGUGCACAGAAAAGAAAAGCAGGUACAUCACCCUCCUCACUUGUUGGGCGUUGUUUUUAGCUGAAAAGCCUCCCCAAGUCGCCAUUUGUAGCUGAGAUUACCAGCUCGCUACACAUAGUUUAACUGCAGUCAUAUGGACGUGCUCUGGUAUAUUGCAUAUAUGAACUUGUCUGUUGUUUGUUUUGCACAAGCAGAUGUACUUAAACUAGAGCACGAGUACGCGUGGAAGUGUUAACUCGCUGUACUAUCUUUCAUUCAGAAUGUACCGUAUUAUGUAAUGGCCCUAUGUUGUUUGUUCCUAAUGUACUAAAAGACUAGUAUCAGGAUGCCAAACGCUGUGUGCUUUUGCUAACCUGUUUCAGUUAAUUAGGAGUUAACAUCUGAAACUUUUGCCAAUCUGUUUCAGUUAAUUAGGAGUUCAGACUUGGUAAUGGUCUGAAGGCUCUGAACUGCUGUAGGAUUAUAGAGAUUAAUCAGUACAGGUUGCUGAAUCAAAUCAGUAGGUGGUCAACAGGCACAACGUUGCGACUGUUGGAUUUAUGGCUGGAUACUAAAAUCCACUCUGAACCUUGCUUCAUAUGGAAACUAUUGGUUUCCGUUCUACUCUGCUUUCAUUCAGAUAACAGUUCUUCAAUUUAAUAGUACUAUAUGCCGGUAGUUAACUAGUGGAUGACUUUGGAAUUUGAAAACCAAAAUCAGUUCAGUCUGCCUAGUUCAGCUUCACACACAAGAUAAUAAUUUCUGCUUUUGAGCCUACUGUACGUACUUGUUUCGAGUAACCCCUAAACAAGAUUCAGGUUCUGUUCCACAGCACAUUAAAUUGUUUUCAGGUUUCGUACAUCAUCUUUCUUUUUUAUCUUCUUAUCUGUUGUAGUAGUGAUAACUAGUGGUCUUUUUUUUUCUUUAGUCAUAAAAUGGAUUCAGAUAUGAGGGAUUGCAUUAGGAAGAGGGAGGAGGAGGAUGGCGAAAUGAUGCUAUUUGUUUUCCCUGCACUAUAUUUGAUGGAGACUAGUGGAGUUGCUAGUAGGGAGCCGAGGAUUCGGCGUCAUACGUCGUUGCUAACAGGCGAGAUGUUUGUUAAUGAGUUACUCGAAGGAACACAUCAAAAACUGCCUGGUAGCAUUUAGGAUGGAACCUCAUAUUUUCAGAUCAUUGGUUGGUUAUCUUCGACGCGAGAAUUUGGUGACUGACACUAGAAUUAAAGUCGAAGAGAAACUAGCAUCGUUUCUAUGGAUGUUAUCCCACAAUUCUUCAUUUGAAGAUCUUCAAGUUCAUUUUGGUCACAGCGGGGAUACUUUCCAUUGGCACAUGAAGAAUUUCUUCAACAUCAUCCCUACUCUAUCUAAGCAUUUCUUGAAGCCUCCAAAUCCUGAUCAAGUACAUCCAAAGAUUCAAUCCAACACGAGAUUCUUUCCAUAUUUUCAGAACUGCAUCGAAGCCAUUGAUGGGACACAUGUUCCCAUAACAAUUUCAGGAGAAAAGGCUGCACCGUUCAGAAAUAGGAAAGGGACCCUCAACCAUAAUGUUAUGGUCGUGUGCGACUUCGACUUAAACUUCACCUUCAUUUCUUGUGGUUUGGAGGGAUCCGCGACUGAUGCUAGAGUUCUUCGCUCAGCACUUAACAAUGGGUUUCAAGUACCUCCGGGCAAGUUUUAUCUGGUUGAUGGCGGUUAUGCUAACACUCCUUACUUAUUGGCACCGUACCGUGGUGUUCGGUACCAUCUCAAGGAGUUUGCACGCGGUCGCCGUCGACCCCAAAAUCAUAGGGAGCUCUUUAAUCAUCGGCAUGCCGUGUUACGAAAUCAUAUCGAACGUGCAUUGGGAGUCUUGAAGAAGCGGUUCCCAAUUCUGAAAGUGGGUACGCAUCAUCGAAUAGAGAAUCAAGUCAAGCUUUCAGCAGCAGCGGCAAUCUUACAUAACAUCAUUCGAUCUCACCAAGGAGAUGAGCAUUGGUUAGAUAAUCAACCAAACAACAUAUCUCCCAUGAAUUUUGUGGAUCUUCUUGAUGGCGACAAUCCUCAAAAUCAUCAAGUCAACCAUGAAGGCAAUAACCUUAGGGAUGCAAUUGCUCAUCAGAUGUGGGCAUAUUAUCAGCGGCAACCUUAGGGAACAAUAAAGCUUUAAAUCAUUAUGAUGUCUGCUCGAGUAUCACCAAGGUUGAACCUCCUGAAAGAAGUUGCCGAAAGUUGCCCCCUACAGGGAGUGUGGAAAAGAGGAGGAGAGGGUCUCCAAAAGAAGAUAGAGCACAAUGGAAUGCAAGCCUUGAGAAAGAUCUCAUGGACUUGCUUCAUGAGCAUGCUACACCUGAACACAAGGGUCAAAAUGGAUGGAGCUCUGAAGCAUGGAAUAAGAUAGUGAAGAAAUUCCACCAGAAUAAUCCAUAUGCUAGGUACGAGAAGAAGAAGAUCCAAGAAAAAGGAGAAAGAGUUGAAAAGAGAUUAUAGGAUGAUUAAAGAGAUAAGGAAGCAAAGCGGUGUUUCAUGGGAUGACCAGCAGUGCAAGAUUCCAGCAGAUCCACCACUUUGGAAAAACAUUAUCAUAUCACACCCUAAAGCUGGAAAGUUCAAGACAAAAGGUUUCCCUCUUUUUGACGCUUUGGGAGAAUUGCAUGAUGGCCAAACUGCUUAAGGGACAUACAACUUCACAUCUAUCGAGUCAUCACAGUACUCAACCCAAGCACAACUCGAGAAUCUGGGAGGAGCUGGUGAGUAUGUUCGCGAGAAUCAUGGAGAAACAUCAUACCAUGGUGAUAAUAUUGGAGGAGAACCAUCAGCCAAUGGUGAGAAUCUUGGAGAAGAAAGGGUGCAGAUUGAUGAAGAUGUUGAGGAGGUGUUUGUGCAAGAAAAUAUUGUUGUGGAGCCCCAUCAAACGCAACCAAGUUUGGCUACAUCACCCUCAAGAAAUGGACAAGAAAAAGAACCAAAGAGGCGGAGGGGGGCAAAUAGCGAUGUGGCUGCAAUGAUGGAGAAGUACUUGGAAAUAAGGGCGAAUCAGGUGGAAGAUGAGAGGAACAAGUCAAGGGUUGUGGACGAGUACUCUAUCAAAAAUUGCAUUGAUCUGCUGAAAACAAUGGAUAUCACACCCGAGGAAGAAGUCAAGGCUUUCCGAGUGUUCAAGUUCCCCGAGAAUCGAGAGAUUUUCAUGAGUGCCAGACCGGAGACCGCUCUUAUGUGGCUGAGAGCAGAAAUGGAAUAACUCAGUGCAUCAAUCGCUAUGGAAGCGGCAUCGACGAGAUAAAUUAUGUAACAUUUGUAGUAUAUCUUCAACGAUUUUGGAGAGAUUGUAAGCCAUUUUCUAAAAGUUGAUGGACUCUAGCUUAGAAUAACUGAGAAUUUUUAGAAAUAUUUUGCUGUCUAUUUGAGAUAAAUUUGUAUGACAUAUACUCCAGCUUCGUUUGGGUGACCGGUUGUCUUUC
Molecule: messenger RNA, 3499 nt
Organism: Hordeum vulgare subsp. vulgare (domesticated barley)
Lineage: Eukaryota; Viridiplantae; Streptophyta; Magnoliopsida; Poales; Poaceae
Exons: 7
Coding region: 1165-2190 (341 amino acids)
Source: RefSeq, a predicted model, not a curated record